CGCCGCCGCUCCGACCCGCUCCGCGUCGAGGUGCCGCCACCCCGCCUCCCCGUCCAAGAACCUCCUCUCCGAAGUGCCUCCGCUCCCCGUGACUGCUGUGCCGCCCCCGGAGGUCUCAAUCUGCAACAGCGCCUCCGGGCUCCACCCGGCCGCCGCCUCCGCAUCCACCACAUCGCCGGCACCUCAUCUUCCUCCUCGGCUAGCAUAUCUCCAAGAUCGACUCCUUGUUCGUCUCCACUGGACAUUGUUUGCCUAGCCAUGUCAACGGAAAGGGCUGCAUGGAGCUACAUGCAUGAGAAAGGACUAGUGGAUAUUCUGAAAGAGCUUGCCAACCUCCCAAUGUUGAAGGGACAAAAUGGCUGGACAGCAGAAGGUUGGAGGAGUAUUACAAAUAAAUUCAAUGAUAUGUUUCCAAUGGCAAAUUUCACUAAGCAACAAGUACAAGAAAAGGAGAAGGAGUUAAAAAGGAGCUAUAAGAUAAUAAAAGAAGCCAGGAAAAGUGGUGUUGGCUGGAACGACACUUUGGGUAUGAUUAUUGCAGAUCCAAAAGGUUGGGAGAAGUUGAUUAAGGAUAAUCACAGAGUUGGCAAGUUCCGCAAGAAGGCAUUUCCUUUAUAUAACAGCUUGGAAUUAUUGUAUGAAGGUAAUUCAGGAAGUGUGGCCACAGGGGAUUUAAAUUUUACAUCAAUUGAGCCUCCACCACAAAGAACUGAGCUGCAAGUUGAACCAACACCUCAAAGGAGUAUCUCGGAGCAAAGCAAUCAUAACACAGCACCUAGCUCUGGAUAUAAUGGCAUGGCUUCUAGACUUGAUGGCAUAGAAAGCACUGAAGUUCAAUCAGCCCCAUCCAAUCAUAAUUCAGAGGAUCAGGAUGUUGUUGGUGGGAAGAAACGCAAGCAAAGUCAGAUGGCAGCAAAACUUGGGGACUUCAUUGACUUUAGAAAGAAUCAGAAUGAAAAAACUCUAGAAAAGAUAAAGGAGAAGAAGAGACGUGAGGAAGACUACUCGGUGGAGAAAUGUAUUGACAUUGUGGACACCAUGGAAGAGCUAUCAGAUGAACAGAAAGCCGAUGCUAACGAGCUUUUCCAAAGUGAAAUGAACAGAAAAAUAUUCGUGAGCACCAAAAACCCAAGUGUCCGGCUGAUUUGGUUGAUGAAAAAAAUUGCUCGAAUCAAUGAGUGUUGAGAAGCAUGAAGAGGAGAAAGAAUGUUGGAGAGAAGGUCCUCGGCUUAUUUUACUAGCUAAAUCUCUUAUACAGUAAUUAUAUCAUGUGCCAACAGUUGAGUUAAAUGCAUGGUUUUAUAGCUGAGUAGAUGCUUAAAACAUGCAAAGAGCACCUAACCAUUUAGGCCAUUGCGUCAGCUGGAUGUAAAUGUAAUGUGAUAUAUGUAUCAUCUGAAGCCCUAGAGAUGGAUUGUACUUGCUAUAUGAAUUGUGAUGUUGCACUCAUGGCAACUUGGUGAUUGAUGUUGCAGGUUGAUCUUUUACACAUAUGUUUAUCUUA
Messenger RNA from Setaria italica (foxtail millet), 1504 nucleotides. RefSeq lists its product as uncharacterized. The transcript has 6 exons. NCBI's taxonomy places the organism in Eukaryota, Viridiplantae, Streptophyta, Magnoliopsida, Poales, Poaceae. Bases 259 to 1185 code for a protein of 308 amino acids. The record is from RefSeq and is a predicted model, not a curated record.